Molecule: messenger RNA, 408 nt
Organism: Lactuca virosa
Lineage: Eukaryota; Viridiplantae; Streptophyta; Magnoliopsida; Asterales; Asteraceae
Source: the annotation of a GenBank genome assembly
AUGAUACGGGUACGGAACAAUAUAGUAGGUAUUAAACGCGAACUCGAAAGGAAGGGCAUUUCACACGCAAAAUCAAGAAAGAUCAGGAUGAGAUUGGUGUAUUGUGGAAGUGCGAUUUCACUGGGGGUCGGGAAAUAUAAGGUAAGUGCCCUUCCACAUAUCUUGGAAGAUAAUGGACCUGUGCAUAUUGCCAAAUUUAGUUGGAUCAAGGAGAUACUCUUAAAAGUCUUGUGUUUCAUUUGGAAGGCGAAAGGGGGCCGUAUUCCAUUAGCUGCAGCCUUAACCAAACGAGGUAUAAACUUACAAACCACCACAUGCUGUCAAUGUGACUCGAUGGAAGAAACGACUGAUCAUAUUUUAGUGCAAUGUGCUUUUGCUAGAACUGUCAUGGAAUGGAUUUUCAAAUGA